Molecule: messenger RNA, 3097 nt
Organism: Coregonus sp. 'balchen'
Lineage: Eukaryota; Metazoa; Chordata; Actinopteri; Salmoniformes; Salmonidae
Source: the annotation of a GenBank genome assembly
UUCUGGGUAGAGCAUUAUUGCAAAGAUGGCGGCGACCUCAACAGGACGUGUUUUGACACUUUGCAGACAGUUUCAAAACGCUUUUAGGAUAUCUACACCCUUAUCAGCUCAACAGUCUAAUCUCACUUUGACCAAAUCUCAGUCUUAUCCUCACAGGUAAGAAUCUAAACCCUACAGUUUAUCCUUAAGGUCCAAGGACCGUAUGUUAUUUAGACAGGCUCUGGCAGCCAAAACAGCCAAAUACUCGAUCUAAAUGUGAAUCGAUUCUCAAUUGCGAUAUUGUUCUAAAAACAUAAAGACCUUUACUUUCAUAUCACAUCAAAAUAAUUUCACAAAUGCAAAAUAUACACAACAGGAGGUUGGUGGAACCUUCAUUGAGGAGGACGGGAUCAUAGUAAUGAAUUGAAUGGAAUGGUAUCAAACACAUGGUUUCCAUAUGUUUGAUACCAUUCCAUUGACGCCAUUCCAGUCAUUAUUAUGAGCCGUCCUCCCCUUAGGUGUUCAGCGCGUGUUAGAUAGCUAAUUAGCACAGGUGGUCACUCUGUCUUCGGUCUGUCUUCUGUAAACACGUGCAGUAACAUAUGACCGUGUGCGAACCCUUACCCUAUAAAAGGUGUGUAUCAAUUUAAUCUUAUGUUUUAUGCUUCCAAAACCGUACCGCAAGCGAUGCAUGUUAAUAUUCAGAUUGAGCGUAGGGGCACUUAACAAAACUCCCCUGUACAGAUGAUGCCUUCGUCCAAUGACUCUCAUGUGUAAUGUAAUGGAACUGAGAGUCACGAUCAAGGGCUAUCACCACUAUGGCUGAUAUGUAAUGCAAUGGCUAGGAUGCUGAUGAAUGUAUUUUACAAUGUACCUGAAUCUGCUGUGGUCCCCUCUGUUAGGUUAAUAUCUCCUCUUUUGAGCUUAAGUUGGCACUGUCAUGUGGGCCUUGUCCGUCAGUGUCGGCCUCUGCACACAACCAUCAGCAGGAGAGGACUUGAGGAGUUUUUCGACAUACCUGAAAACUGGGGGGAGUCAACCGUGAAGUCAGGUUAGCCUUUUGAUAGUAUAUCUGAUUACCAAAGCAAAGCUUUAUUUUUUAAAUACAUUUCCUCUGACUAAGGGACUGGUAAGUAUCUGAGUGUGGCAUUGAUUAUUUUCAUGAUUAAUUGUAGGAGCACCAUGGACGGCCAAGCAACUAAGGACAAAAAGUAAUGAAGACUUACACAAGCUCUGGUAUGUGGGGAAUGUUGACAUAGACUACGUUUACAUGCAUAAUAAUAAUUAGAUAUUCAACUGAUUAUGGCAGAAGGCCGAGCAUGGCAUUAGCCAUGUAAACAACUUACUCUGCUUAUCUUAAUCUGCGUAAGGUCAUAAUCGAAGUAAGCAUACGCUGAUUAAAACACCUGGUUUUCUGAUUAAUCUUUCAAAUGAUUAGGACAUGUAAACAGAUUUAAUUGGCAUUCCAGCAGUGUGUUUGAUCUGUGCAUGUGCCAGCACCAGGUAGCGCAAGCCUCCCUCUUAUGCGCGAGUGAAGUGCGUUCAGAAAACCUGAAAGGAUGUAUCUUAUAUAUAUGUCCGAACUCAGAAUCAAAUAGUCUUCACAAAAAUAACAUGGUCGCUGUGGUAGAACGUUUAUUUUGAUUGCCAAUUUUCUGCACUUUUCGGAUGUGUCCAUGUAAACAGGAUUAUUAAGGAAAUCGUUCUUCGGCCAAAGCAUGUAAACAUUUUAAACAUACUAUUAUAUUAACCUGACUAUCACAAUAAUCGGAUCGUGUGCAUGUAACCGUGCUCAUUGAAUAAAGAACACUGACCUCCAGAAUGAAUGUCCAUGAACUAAAUCGAGAAAAUCUUGUGUUCAAUGUUCUCACAGGUAUGUGCUCCUGAAAGAGAAGAACAUGCUGCUUACAACUGAGCAGGAGUCCAAAAGGCAAAGAAUUCAGAUGCCAAGUCCAGAUCGACUUAGGAAGGUAGAGAUGACCAGGCUCACCAUUAUUAAAGAUCUGGAAAUAUUUCUAGUAGGGCAUAGGUAGUAAUACAAGAAUUUCAAAGGGGAAGGAUUAAUGUCAAUGACAGCUAUCAAUGGGUCUCUUUUGGAGAAGUGUUAUUGGUCCAACUAGUACCUUAAAUAUGAAUGCAAAUACUCCAGUCCACACAGAAAUUGAGACAACCCUUAUCUCCUCAGAUUGAAAGGUCCAUGAACAGACUGGACACAGUGGUGAAGGAGAGAGAAGACGCCCUCCGUCUGCUCCAGACAGGCCAGGAGAGAGCAAGGCCGGGGGCCUGGAGAAAGGACGUCUUUGGACGGGUCUACUGGUACGGAGCUUCCAUACACAACAACCCACCUUGAUACAAUAUCUCUUUCCGCAACCAAAUGUUGCUUUCACCUUACUGUCCUUGUUUCCCAUUCAAUUUUCAAGCAUACUGUACAAAAUGUAGCAUGUUAGCAUGGCCUACAUUGAGUGAAGUGAACCAUCUUUGGAAAACUAUCAGGGUUGAGGAAUUAAGUACUCAAGGCAAACAAAGGCAGUUCUCCCAAAAAUAUUAAACGUUACUUCAUAGGUGUCAAAUGGCAAGUUUCAAUGUCAUUGCUCACUCUGCGAUCAUUGUAUUUUUUCUAGGUACCGGUUUAGAGAGCAUGCCCUUCCUUGGUACAUGAACAAGAGAUACAAACGCAAACGUUUCUACACACCCCUAUUUGUCACCCCCCACAUGAGGUAAGAAAAAUCGUUCAUGUAUUCAUUUAUAACAGUGUACAAUAUGAGAACCUCCAAGCAGAACACUUAACCAUGUCACAUCUUGCAUAAUUCUUGUCCUGGGUCAGCUUCAACUUCACAAGGGCAAAAGCACUCGUCUGUUGUCACAAGUAGUCUUGUUUAUUUUGUCCAGGCUUCGUCUAGAGAAACACCUCCGCGCUAAGACCAGAAAGCAGAAUGGAGAGAGACAAAAGCAAGCCAGGCUCCAGGAGAAGUUUCCCCAAAUGAAGUCCCAGUCAUCAUGAGACCAUUAAUGACCAAUAAACAUCAUUCUCCCUUCUGCCAUUGAUUGGAGCUUGUGACUGUACCUACAUUAAUUUACCCCCUGUUUUUUGCAUAAAUAUGUCUGUCAUCAGCAUUUA